UCUCCCCCCCCCCGGAACAAAACUGGAACAGAACCAGUAGUAAUGGCGUGUGCGUCUAUCUCGUAUAUUUGAUUUUCUCCGAUAAACCACAAAAAAAAGUCUGUAAUCACCCGUAAACUGGGCGUAUUCAUAUCCCACGGUCUCCCCGCGAUUCACCCCCGACUCCCCCAAUGUUCUCGCCCGAAGUGCCACCAACUCCCCCCCCGAAAUCGUGACAAAAAGGUUCUAGUGGUGCGCAGUGAAUGACGAAUACGUGUUGUAACGAAAUAAUAAGGGUACCAAAUGUAUCAUUUAAACGUGACUAACAUACCAACCAGCCUACAUGGUAAUUGUGACGCAGACUAGUGAAUUCCCUCUAAAUGAGACAAAGAUCACUCGAGGAAUAGCCCGAACAAUCGUAAUAUGAUAUUGGUGAGAUGAAGGUGACGGUGUGCUUUGAUUCAGUGAGAGUGGUGGUGCCUUGUGGCGAUGGCACCCUUUUGGUGCGUGAUUUGAUGCACGAGGCGAUACUGAGAUAUCGCAAGGCCACUGGUAAAACCGAUCCUGGCCCGACGAUAACGUCCCUGUCGUCGCUGACAGGGGGCGGUCUGCUGGACCCCGACGAUCGUCUGUGCGAUGUUGCUGACGAUCGUGAGCAGAUUGUGGCGCACUUCAGUGGGACUGAGGUGCCCCACGUGGGUGGGGAUGGUGCUAGUUCGGUGGGUACCAACAGUCCGGAGUUCUUCCAGCAUCAUGUGGACGUACAUGGGAGGGUGUCUGGGAUCAAGAGGGAGAGCACGAAGAGGCUGUCCAUGCACGCGCUGUCGACGAGGGAGCCCAAUCUGACGACUUAUUCGGCGCUGUCCCUACCGAGGGAGUCGAGGAGGCGAGAGCCACUGGGUCAGGACGCCAAGGCAGCUUUCGAGCUCUCCAGCAAGGCUGAACUGCUCCUGAAGGAGGAGAUUCGAGAGGUUGUCAUCAAGAACGAGGCCGGACCCCUGGGGCUUCACGUGGUGCCUUGCUACGACCUCUCUGGGGACGACCAGGGGCUGAGGGUCGAGGGGAUCGAGCCCAAUGGGAGAAUAGCCAAGGACGGACAGAUCGACCUCCACGACAAGAUCAUCAAGAUCAAUGGGCACAAUCUACUUCGCAUCCCCUUCACGAAAGUUCAGGAGAUCUUUCGAACCUGCAUGGCUGAGCCCUGUCUCAAAAUAUCCGUCGUCAAGAGCAAGAAGAGUAUGGAGAAGCAGAUGAGCUCGAAGAGCCUCCCUGACAAGGAGCAGGAGGAGAGCGUGAGGAAGCUACAGUGCAGCACUUACAAUCUUCUGCAGAAUGCCAACACCAGGAAAAUUGGGAGGAUUCUGGAGAUUGAGCUGACCAAGGGGGCUGAACCCCUCGGGUUCAGUGUCACCACGAGGGACAAUCCAGCAGGUGGUCAUUGUCCCAUUUACAUAAAGAACAUUCUUCCAAGGGGGCCUGCUGUUGAGGACGGGAGACUUCGGCCUGGGGAUCGACUGCUGGAGGUGAACAACGUGGAGAUGACUGGCAAGAGCCAGGACGACGUGGUCUCCUUGCUGAGGAGCAUUCCACCUGGGGGAAAGGUGAGGAUAACUGUCUCUCGACAGGAGGAUGUGCCCAGUGCAGCUGAUGCUUCGGGUUCUGAAGUGACACCAGACAAACCGACAGCUGAAAUGCGCUUUUCAUCGCCGAAAAAAGCGCCCAAGGCAGAGUCACCUCCAACUACUCCAUUCAAACAAGUGCCUUUGGACGAUGUCGUUCUCUCCCCGAGGAAAAAUCGAAUGAUUCUGACUCUGGAUAUACCAGUUCACGACUCGGAAAAGGCUGGACUUGGGGUCAGUGUCAAGGGGAAGACCAGCAGCACUGAUGAUCACUCGAGUAUGGACCUUGGUAUUUUUAUAAAAUCAGUGCUCAACGGUGGGGCAGCAUCGCGUGACGGUCGUCUACGUACCAACGAUCAAUUGCUCAAUGUCAAUGGUAAAUCUCUGCUGGGUUUAUCGAAUUCUAAGGCUAUGGAGACACUGAGAAGUGCCAUGCUCAAUACAAACAGCUCAGUAACAGGUGUCAUAACACUGACAAUAGCGAGACGAGUAUCGCCUGCGUACGAUAAUUGUGAUGGUAUUGGUAAAAUUGAGACUGCUAACAGUAUUUACGUGUCGGAUGAUAAAUCUGAUAAAAAUUGCCUCAAUCAGGAGGCCAUUGACGAGGAACUACUGCCAUCAUCGUCGUCACCCUGGAAUCCAGUUAUCGAUAGAUUAACAGAACAGUAUAAUAAGAAUAGUUUGAGAAAUGAGAGCUAUUGUUUGGCGACUAAUAAGACGUGGGUGGAGGGGAAGAAGGUGAUUAUUGGGGAGCAGGAGAUGCUGCUUGAGGAGUCCAGUGAGAAUGCGGAGGAGAAGAAGAGCGGUGAGGGGAAGGAUAGUCAUUAUGACAGCCAGUUGUCACUUGAGGAGUUCAAUUCAGCUAAAUUUUCGAGGGAUGCGCUGGGGAGGCAGAGCAUGUCGGAGAAGAGGCAUGCAGCGUUGGAUGCCAAGAGCACGGACACUUACAAGAGAAACAAGAAAAUCAGGGAGGGCAGGGAGAAGGAGAGCCAGGAGGAGGGAGGGGAGAAGAAGGAGGAGAAGGGGGAGAGCUCGUUCGAGGCAGCUAGGAAAAAAUUCGAGAAGUUUGAGAAGAAUUCAGAGGCCAAAUCAGAGUAUAUUUACACAAUUCCUGGGUGUAAUAGCAAGUACAUCUCGCCUAGGAAACAUUGGCUGGUGGAUGAGGGGCAUGGGAAUGUCGCCAAUGGACAGUUCAAGGAGGAGGGCGAGGGGUUCUCCAAUAGUCGAGGGGAUGUCAAGCAAGCCUCGUUGAAUUCAGCCCUCGACGAGAGGUACAAGAGGUCCAGGAAGAAGGGGGGCAUCAGGUCCAUGUUGAGGCUGGGGAAGAACAGAAAGUCUCUUAAUUUUGGGGAUAAUAUAGAGGGGAGACAUGAGACUACCUUUCGUCACGUGCAGAGGCCUCUGAUCCUGGAGCAACGACGACACAAGAGUAAAAUUAACGUCCAGAAGCCCAGAAAGCCUUUUUACCUCAGAGGUGUCUUCAAUGAGUUCGUCACACCAUUCUGGCCGGUAAAGAGUGAGCCGAAGCCUCUCUGGGAAUUGUGUGACAAUGUCACAAACCCGAAGAAGACAAAUUUAUCUGAGGAACCCCAUCCCUACCAGGUGGUCCUGGCGAGGGAGUGCUUGAAUUGGUACAAGAACUCACGAAUGGUCGCGUUUCUCCACAAGAAUUCCAUUAAGGGUGAGGACGAGAUGGAUCUGCGGAUUCUAUUGAGACGGGACAACAUGUUCCUGAAGUACUGGGGAAUGAAUACUGCUAAGGUCGCCCUCAAGGGGACCCGGUACGAGACUGUUCUGCCACUGUUCUGUUGCCCUGGUGCUAUCGUUUUCAGUCCUGAAUGGAAUGUUCCAAAAUUGAGGAAAUGCCUCAGGACUACUCCGCAGUUUGUACUCAUGGCUGGGAUCCUAGACGAUAGGCUGCUCAACGUCAACGAUUUCCUAAAAUACGGUCAAAUGGAUAUAACGUCAGCGAGAGCUGGAUUGGUGCAAACGUUUCAGUCAGCAGCUGGUGCUAAUCUCUGCCGACAACUGACGCAUCAUCAAGAGACACUUGUCACACGUCUGGGACAGAUUGGCAAAGGGGAGACAAAGGAGCCAUCACCAGAGGAGACUUGAAUUUAAUUUAUCGUGCUCUAGGAAUAAGAAGACUUUAAUAAAUCAAUAUGACAGAUUUAUUACACCUUUUUUGGUGAAAAUGAAUGAAA
Molecule: messenger RNA, 3802 nt
Organism: Diachasma alloeum
Lineage: Eukaryota; Metazoa; Arthropoda; Insecta; Hymenoptera; Braconidae
Product: partitioning defective 3 homolog
Exons: 3
Coding region: 417-3713 (1098 amino acids)
Biological process (GO): establishment or maintenance of epithelial cell apical/basal polarity; cell adhesion; microtubule cytoskeleton organization
Cellular component (GO): cell cortex; adherens junction; apical junction complex
Molecular function (GO): phosphatidylinositol binding; protein binding
Source: RefSeq, a predicted model, not a curated record